AGGCUUUACUGACCAUUGUACACGAUUUCUUAGGAAAUGGAAGCUUCUCGUCAAUUAGAGUUUGAGAGAAAGGCUGUUGAGGUGGUGGAAAGAUUGUUGGAUGUUCCUGUUGAUAAGACUUUCUUUCUUGACGCUGUUAAGUACAUCGAGCCUCGUCAUUACGAUGAUGUGAUUGAAGAACGGUCAAUUAUCAGUCUCUGUGGAUAUCCACUUUGCUGUCAUAAACUUGAAAAUGUUCCCAAGCAAAAGUAUCACAUCUCAUUAGCACAAAAGAAGGUGUAUGACCUCACGCUGAGAAAAAAAUUCUGCAGUAAUGCUUGCUUCAAAUGUUCUGCCUACUAUGCUAGCCAAUUGUCAACAACACCUGUUUGGGCACGAGAAGGCCUUCACAUUCCACUAGUGCAUCUACUACCAAUGAAUUCUUCAACAACUCCUUCUAGCACAGUACGUCAAACUGAGACUACAAGCAAAGAUUAUAUUGUGAAAGCUGUCAGCACAAACUCGUACCUUAGCAAAGUAUCGGAACAGAAAGUAGAGAAAGUGCAAGCAUCACAGUCUGACAGUAAGGCAUCCAUAUGCUUAGAUCCAUCAGCUACUGAUCAUGACACAAAUGCACCUUCAAGUUUGUCUGUAAGUGGAGCAUCACCGGAAGUUGUAGUGACUCACAUCAAGGGCUCAACAGUCGAAAUUGUGUGGGAUGUGUUAUCGUCGUGGUGUACGGCAGACACAAUAAUACUUCUAACAAAUCCAUUGUUAUCAACACAGAGUGAGACUACAGAUGGUUUGAGUAGAGAUGAUGAAAAUGCAACAAGAACAGUUUCGGGUGGCGAAAUGGAACAGACGAGAACUGAAGGUUUUAAACGGAAAGCUUGCAGUCACUCUAAAUCACAAAAAGACAUAAGUACAAGUACGGAAAAAAGAAUAGAAAUCAGUGACAAAGAAAUGAUGGAGAAACUGAGAAGAUUUCAAGUGAAUGUAAAAACAGGGAAAUUUAUUGAUGAAGUGGCUGUUACGAAUAAUAGAUCUGCAGCUGUGGUAGACAUGGAGAGUGAAAACGCUGCUGCAAUGCCUGCAGUGGAGGAGCUUGGUAGUGGAUCUGUUGUCAUCAAAGAACACAAUCUAGAGGAUAGUCUGGAUUUGGACCCAGUUUUACCUCUUGUUGACUCACGAUCUCAAAUGGCAAUUCGUCAACGAAUUGUGUUGAACCAGCUGAACAAGGCGUAUCGACUUCUUCUUGUAGGGACGGAACUGUCUAUUGGAGGCUUCUCACAAGACUUAAACAAUAUUGUUCGAACAUUUAGACUUCAGAGCAAUAACAUCACAUUGAAACCAUCACAAUGGAAAUUAAUAUCAAUUGUCUUACUAUACAGUUUACAUACAUCAGUUGCAGUCAAUAAUGCUGCAUUGUCAACAAUGUCUUACCGUCUGCAAGAGAGACUAUGUCAAUGUAUAGAAGGUUUGGAAGUUAACAGUGAUGACAUGACGUCAUUGAUUUCAAUAUUUGGCAUUCAAGUUAAUAGCAUGGAAAAAUUAUUUUCAAAGUGUUGUACUACAUAGCUAGAUGCAAUUUAAUUUAUGGGACUUGAA
Molecule: messenger RNA, 1587 nt
Organism: Corticium candelabrum
Lineage: Eukaryota; Metazoa; Porifera; Homoscleromorpha; Homosclerophorida; Plakinidae
Product: putative RNA polymerase II subunit B1 CTD phosphatase RPAP2
Exons: 8
Coding region: 37-1557 (506 amino acids)
Cellular component (GO): nucleus; cytoplasm
Molecular function (GO): RNA polymerase core enzyme binding; RNA polymerase II CTD heptapeptide repeat phosphatase activity
Source: RefSeq, a predicted model, not a curated record